Theobroma cacao (cacao) is the source of this 2217-nucleotide messenger RNA. RefSeq names its product protein ROOT HAIR SPECIFIC 17-like. NCBI's taxonomy places the organism in Eukaryota, Viridiplantae, Streptophyta, Magnoliopsida, Malvales, Malvaceae. The record is from RefSeq and is a predicted model, not a curated record.
AGUUGGUGCUUAAAAACAUUACAUGAAACUAUUAUGAAGCUGAAGAAUCUGAAACAGCUUAUAUUUUCUCUCAAAAUGAGGAGAAAGAAGAGAGAACGUAACAACAUCCUUCUUCACGGCUCCAGCUACUUUUCCACUGGCCUUAACCUCAUUAUCUGGCGGAAGCGCCAUCGUCUCUUCUCCUUCAUCUCCGCCGUCUUCGGUUGUUUCCUCCUCUUACUCUUCGCCUUCUCCGUUUUCUCUUCUCCUCCUAUCGCCACCGAUCAUUUCCUCCCUCAUUACUCCUCCUCCUCCUCUGUGAAAGAAAGAGAGGCUGUCGAGUCUAAUUUGGAUGCGGUGUUUCGAGUUCCGGCAAGUGGAGGAUAUUUAGGUCGUGAUUUAUGGAGUUCGAGCCAAUCAAAGUUCUAUUAUGGAUGCAGUAACGCCUCUAUGAAGUUUCAAACUGCUGAUGUGAAAACGCAUCCCAAUCGAUACUUGUUGAUUGCUACCAGUGGAGGCUUAAAUCAACAGAGAACAGGGAUAACAGACGCAGUUGUUGCAGCAUAUGUUUUAAAUGCAACUCUGGUCAUUCCCAAGCUGGACCAACAUUCUUACUGGAAAGAUACCAGUGAUUUUGCUGAAAUAUUCAAUGUUGACUGGUUCAUUUCAUCUCUCUCUCGAGAUGUUGAAAUCAUCAAAGAACUACCACCAAAGGGAGGGAAAGCUUGGAUUCCACGAAGCAUGCGUGUUCCUAGGAAGUGCAAUCCAAAAUGCUAUCAGACACGUCUUCUACCUAUUCUAAACAAAAAGCAUGCUGUUGAGCUUACAAAGUUUGAUUACAGGCUUUCAAAUAGGUUGGACACAGAUUUACAAAAGCUUCGAUGUAGGGUUAACUACCAUGCUUUAAGAUUCACAGACCCCAUUCUUCAAAUGGGCAAACGCUUGGUUGAGAGGAUGAGGAUGAACGCUGAGCAUUUUAUUGCCUUGCACUUGAGGUUUGAACCUGAUAUGCUCGCGUUUUCUGGAUGUUAUUACGGGGGAGGAGACAAAGAAAGGGGAGAACUUGGUGCAAUCCGGAAGAGGUGGAAAACUUUACAUGUGAGCAACCCUGAAAAGGUGAGAAGGCAUGGAAGAUGCCCACUAACCCCAGAGGAAAUUGGUCUAAUGCUGAGAGCAUUGGGGUUUGGAAGUGAUGUUCACAUUUAUGUGGCAUCAGGUGAAGUUUAUGGGGGUGAAGAGACAUUGGCUCCGCUCAAAGCACUCUUCCCUAAUUUUCAUUCAAAAGAGACUAUAGCCACCAAGGAGGAGUUGGCACCAUUUUCAUCAUUUUCUGGUCGCAUGGCUGCACUGGAUUACAUUGUUUGUGAUGAAAGUGAUGUUUUUGUUACAAAUAAUAACGGAAACAUGGCUAGAAUGUUAGCUGGACGAAGGAGAUACUUUGGGCACAAACCAACAAUUCGACCUAAUGCCAAGAAACUGUACAAAUUGUUCUUGGACCGAAAUAACAUGACAUGGGAAGAGUUUGCCUCUAAGGUUCGAGCAUAUCAGAUUGGUUUCAUGGGAGAGCCAAAAGAGAUGAAACCCGGCAGGGGUGAGUUUCAUGAAAACCCAGAUAGCUGCAUAUGUGAGACCGAGGGAGUCAAAACAAAUCAAAAUCAUCAAACUCCUGAAGACCAAGAAAACGAUAACAAGAUGAAGGAUGCUACGGAAGUGAGUGAUGAACAACAGUCCAUCGAGGAGGAUCCGGAUUGGACCGAUAUUGAUUAUUUGGACAACCUUGGUGGGUUGAAGGAGCUGUCCAAUCUGGACAGCAGUGUGUUAACGAAACAAGAACAACCCGAAGUGGAAGAGUUCUUUUCAGACUGAAAAAAUGGAGUAGCCUGGCAAAUUCCUAGUGAAAAUUCUUUUCUCCUACUAAUGUGACCGUGACGGCAAAGCACUCUUGUACAUAGAAGGCCUGGGGCAGUCGAGGGUUGGGCGUCCGGUUUCUGUAAAUGUUAGUACAUAAUGGGACAGUGAGGAGUACAAGCUUCCUGUUUUGACAUUAUUAUUUUUAUGAUUGGAGGGGUACAUUGGUUGGGGAUUAAAGUUAGUUUAGCUGUUAGGUUAUUCUUAAGUUAGCUCCAAAAAAGAAAAAGGAAAAAGGAAAAUACCUUGUCUCUAGUGUUUUAUCGAGAGACAGAAUGGCGAAGUACAGCCAAUAAUUGAUGCAAUAGAAAUGAAUGUUUUUACCUUUUA